UCUCUAAACCUGCCAUCUCUGUUUCACCUCCCCAGAGUUGGCUGCAGGUUUGAGUGUGUAUGACCUCCUCUGGGAAACCAGUGAGAGAGUAGCACAGGAGACCCUCUACUCUGCCUUCCUCAGGGGAAUGUAUUCCAGACGUCUGCCUCCGAAGAGCUACAUUGAUUUCUGCCACCAGGAGGCGCUAUAUCUAACCAGAGUCAUUUCCAUGCUGGAGGAUCUGAUCAGAACAGUGCAGGGCCCGGAAGACAUCAAGCUGUUUCUUCAGGGAACACAUCAGCUCUACCAAGAUUCCCUAAAGGAGUACCAGAACCAAGUUCCACAGCACCUGAACCUGUCCUCCAUCCAGACCUCUCCAGCCAUUCGUCAGUACCUGCAAAGUUUCCAUGAUGUGGUGAAUGAGGAGCCAAUCUACUGGGUGGUUUCUCUGCUGCCUAGAGCGAUGCUCAGACCAUACCUGGCAAAGCACCUCCCCCUGGGGGAGCAGGCCAGACCAGGCUCCAGCCCCUGCCUCCUCCCCUGGCUAAGCCUCUUCCCAUGCCCCUGCUACCAGUUGCCCACUAAAUGGAGUGGAGAGGAUCACGCGGACAAGCAGAUAGGCAAGACUCCGACAUAUAAGUCUCUUGUGGAGAAGUACCAGGCUGUGAUUGACAUCUACAAGGCUGUCAACAUCUUCAGAGUCAACAUGAUCAAUGAGAAGGCGCUCUUCACCUCCAGCUGGUUUCCCACUGGUGACGAGGAAGCAGUAGAAGACCCAAACAGCCUUUUGCUGUCUGUAGAAUCUGGUCCGGACUUAAAAGAAAGACUGUAGCAGAGCUGCUGUGGAAUGCUGGGAGCUGUUUAUGCGUGUCAUUUUGGGUGUAAUGUUGUUUUACAAUUAAGAUUAGGACCUGAAGUCCUCUGCCCCCAUCAGGAACUUUUGUUGGUCCCAUGAUGACAAAGUUAACUUUUGACUUGGGGGUUAAGUUUAAGUUAACCUUACAAUCUAUGUUAGAAUUAGUUUACGUUUGGGAAUUAUAGGUAGGUUUGACUAACUUUAGGCAUAAGAAUAAGAUUAAUGUGGGAAUGAUAAUCAGUCAUCCUUCUUAAUUAGAAUACUUUAUGAACGAAACAUAUGUGGAAUUUACAGCCAUAUAUUCUCUGAAAUCCAGUUUGGUUAAUUUUCACAUUUUGUUUCCUAAUACUGAAUAAAGAUCUCUAGGCAUAGCCUAUUUAAUGAA
Messenger RNA from Esox lucius (northern pike), 1220 nucleotides. RefSeq lists its product as uncharacterized. The record is from RefSeq and is a predicted model, not a curated record. The coding region runs from base 128 to 811 and encodes 227 amino acids. The transcript is spliced from 6 exons. NCBI's taxonomy places the organism in Eukaryota, Metazoa, Chordata, Actinopteri, Esociformes, Esocidae.